Episyrphus balteatus (marmalade hoverfly) is the source of this 4127-nucleotide messenger RNA. Its product is annotated as dorsal-ventral patterning protein tolloid. Bases 495 to 4004 code for a protein of 1169 amino acids. The transcript is spliced from 13 exons. Gene Ontology annotation, biological process: proteolysis. The record is from RefSeq and is a predicted model, not a curated record. Lineage: Eukaryota; Metazoa; Arthropoda; Insecta; Diptera; Syrphidae. Gene Ontology annotation, molecular function: metalloendopeptidase activity; zinc ion binding; calcium ion binding.
GGUAAAUGAAAAAAAAAGAACCCAAAAAGAGCAAGACAAACUCAAAAAAGGUAGUAGAGUAGUAUCUCAUGGAUUGCUUUAUACAAUACAAUAGAGCAAGCAGGCAGCAACAUUCCCAGGCUUGGGAUGAUCUUUGGUGUAUCUUCUCAAGUUGAUUACCCCUCUAAAUGAUGUUCGGGUUUCGGGCUGCUGCCGUUGUUGAUGUUGAUCCAUCUUUCAUCCAUCUGUCCCGAAGACCGAACGAACGACCGAUACAACUCACGUCUUCGUUUGCCAUCGUCGAUCCGUUUAGGCUCUUGUCGAUAACCAUGCUACUGACGACAGCUUCAUAUACCUAUAUGUUUGCUGAAGGUCUAUCAAAGUCCUCAGUAAGUGUCUUGUUUUUGUGCGGGAAGGUGAGUGUGAGAGAAUAUACGAGUGGCGCUUGGAAUUUCCCAAAAAAUUUGUAUUCGUUAAACAAAAAAUUGAAAAGUUAAAGAAUUAGAAAGAAAAAAAUGUCUUCAAAUAACAAAGUAAUCAUUAUGACAAUGAUAGUGACGCUUGUAAUGGUUUGUGUUUUGAGUGAUAGUUUAAAAAAACCUCCUAUAAUUGACAAGGAGCUACAAGUUGAGGAAGAAGGAAUCUAUACUAUCAGUGAUUUACCGCGAGUUUUUAAUCCAAACCUUAAAGGUCAAGGUAAUAAUCCACGAGGAAAUAAUAUCAAAUUAUUAGCUUCAACUAUAACAACAACAACAAUGGAUGGUGAACAUUUGGAUAAGGGGCAAAAGAAUCCCCAUAGUCGUUUGCCAGCGUUCCUCUUUAAUUCCGAUUUGAAUAAGAUCCAAUCGAAUGCGAAGAAUAUUGUAAAUGAUUCGGGGAAUAAUUUUGUUUACGAGCGCAACAUUAUUGUGGAGCCAAGUCUGCCCGCGGAUAAGAUACGUGCCGAAAUGGAGGCACUCGGCGGCGGCGAUAAGAUCAAGGGAGACAAUUCCAAGGGUGUGCAUAAGGAGAAGUUGUUGCAACGCAGACGACUGUCUCUACACAGGCGUAUUUUGAAAUCCAAGAGGAGAAGAAACAAGAAACGUUUAUCUAAAAGGCAUUUAAAGAAGAAAACCAAAUACUCCAAAAAUGUCAAUAAACUAGCAUUACCUCUUGCUCCAACAAUAAUAACCUCCUCUACCAACAAUAAAAGUCUCAUCCGCAAAGCUCGUGCAGUAACUGCCAAAAAGGAUCGCAUAUGGGACUAUGGAGUUAUUCCAUACGAAAUUGACCGUGUCUUCAGUGGCUCUCACAAGGCGCUCUUCAAGCAAGCAAUGAGACAUUGGGAGAAUUUCACUUGCAUCAAGUUCGUUGAACGUGAUCCCAAACUACAUCCGAAUUACAUCUACUUCACGGUAAAAAAUUGCGGGUGCUGUUCAUUUGUUGGCAAACGUGGUAACGGACGACAAGCUAUCUCGAUUGGCCGCAAUUGUGAAAAGUUUGGAAUUGUGGUCCAUGAAUUGGGCCAUGUGAUAGGAUUCUGGCACGAGCAUACCCGCACUGACCGCGACAAGCACAUAAUCAUAAAUCGGGCUAACAUCAUGAAGGGCCAAGAGUACAAUUUCAAUGUGCUCACACCUGAGGAUGUGGACUCAUUAGGCCAGCCAUAUGACUAUAACUCAAUUAUGCACUAUGCCAAGAACACGUUUUCUAAGAGCCUAUACCUCGACACGAUUCUGCCAAUUGGGCAGCCCAUCACAGAGGACCGCAUCGAAAUUGGCCAGAGGUUGAAAUUAAGCAGGGGCGACAUUGCCCAAGCAAACUUGUUGUACAAGUGUUCGGCAUGCGGAAGGACCUUUCAACAAAACUCCGGUGACAUAGUGUCACCACAAUUCUACUAUGGUGGUGGUGGCGAUGGUGAGGGUGGUAUAAAAUCCGGCAUCAACGAUGAAAUUGACAGUAUGCUGCCGGAACGCUGUGAAUGGCGAAUAACCGCAACCAAUGGUGAAAGGAUUAUUUUCAGGAUUCAUCAGUUGAAUCUUUUUGAAUCAACCAACUGUGAAAAGGAUUAUUUGGAGAUACGCGACGGUUAUUGGCACAAAUCACCCAUAAUAAAAAGGAUUUGCGGUAAUGCAACAACGGAAGUGAUUAAAACCGAUUCAAGUCGAAUGCUUAUUAGCUACGUGAACCAUAAUGUAGUUAAAGGAUUUAAAGGAUUCAUCGGGGAUUUCGAAGUAAUUUGCGGUGGUGAAAUCGACCUAACCGACGAGCGUCGCCUUGAUUCGCCAAAUUAUCCCGUCGAAUAUCUACCGGACAAAGAAUGUAUUUGGAAAAUAACCGUACCAGAGAAUCACCAGGUAGCCCUUAAGUUCCAAUCGUUCGAAAUAGAAAACCAUGACAAUUGUAUCUAUGACUAUGUCGAAAUACGCGAUGGCAAUCGAUCCGAUUCAGAGUUAAUUGGAGUCUUUUGCGGCUACAAAUUGCCACCGAAUAUAAAGACCAAUUCAAAUCAAAUGUACGUUAAGUUUGUGUCCGAUAGCACAGUACAAAAGGCUGGAUUUUCAGCCCUUUUCAUGCAGGAAGUGGACGAAUGCAAAUUUAGUGACCACGGAUGCCAGCAUGAAUGCAUUAACACCCUGGGGAGCUAUGAGUGUGGCUGUUUUGCUGGUUAUGAACUGCAAAGUGAUGGCAAAUCAUGUGAAGAUGCAUGUGGCGGAAUAAUCAAUGCCACAUCUGAAUAUGGCACAUUGACAUCACCUCAAUAUCCGGAAUUGUAUCCAUUGGAAAAGGAAUGUGUGUGGGAGAUUGUUGCACCACCCAAUCAUAAUGUUUUUCUUAGUUUCACUCAUUUCGAUUUGGAGGGAACGAAAUAUCAAUUUAGCGAAUGCAAUUACGACUAUCUGACUACCUUUUCGAAGCUGCGAGAUAAUCGCCUUAAGAAGAUCGGAGUGUUUUGUGGCCAUGAGAUUCCACCAAUUAUAAAUUCAGAACAGAACAUCCUGCGAUUGGAGUUUUUUUCGGACAAAACUGUACAGCAAACUGGAUUUGCGGCAUUAUUUCACAUAGAUAAGGACGAAUGCAGUGAGAACAAUGCCGGUUGCCAGCACCACUGCCAGAAUACACUGGGCUCGUACAAGUGCAGUUGCCGGAAUGGCUAUACUCUGAACGAUGAUGGCCACAACUGUACCGAAACGAAAUGCAAAUUUGAAAUAACCAAUCCGUAUGGGAUAGUCCACAGCCCCAAUUAUCCAGAGGAAUAUCCCCGGAACACAUAUUGCUUUUGGCAUUUUUCCACAGUCCUGGGACAUCGAGUCCAGUUAACUUUCCACGAGUUUGAGGUGGAAAAUCAUCAGGAAUGCAUUUAUGAUUCUGUUUCUAUCCAUGAUGGUAGAUCGGAAAACAGCUCGACAUUGGGAGUCUACUGUGGUGGUAGAGAGCCAUACGCAGUGUUGGCGUCUACAAAUGAAAUUUUUAUGGUUCUGAAAACUGAUGCUGGUCUACAAAAGAAGGGAUUUAUGGCAACUUAUUCAACAGAAUGUGGAGGAUAUUUGCGCGCAACCAACAAAACUCAGGUGUUUUACUCGCAUCCUAGGUUCGGAAGUCGACCAUAUAAGCGCAAUAUGUACUGCAACUGGCGUAUCCAAGCUGACCCCGAGAGCAGUGUUAAGAUAACAUUCCUUGCCUUCGAAGUAGAGUACUCGGAUGGAUGUGACUAUGAUUCAGUUGAAAUAACUGAAGAUGUGAAUUACAUGAGAAACACAAACCACGGAAAAUACUGUGGCAAUAGGAAACCAGCAGCAGUGACUUCAUACUCGGAUACCCUUUUGGUUCGAUUUCAGUCAGAUGAAAGUACUUCAUUAAAGGGUUUUGCUAUAUCAUUUGUGGUUGUUGAACCACCCGACGAAGAAUCUGGAGAUGCAUUGGAUUCGGUUACACCAUUCCCAGGAUAUAUGAAGAGUGUAUACUAUGCAGCGGAUGGUGGUAAUAUGUAUGAUGACUACGAUGAAGGUAAUCGUAGAUUGGGUGGUAUUGGGAAGUUUAUUUAAGGACAUUCAGAAGGAUGCUUUUGGAUGGGAAUUAAAUGCGAUGGUGUGUAAAUAUGUAUUUUGUAUAUUAUUUUUUAUAGAUUUUAAGGAUAUUAUUUUAUAAUAAAUAGUACAAAGAAUUGA